Manihot esculenta (cassava) is the source of this 1636-nucleotide messenger RNA. RefSeq lists its product as uncharacterized. NCBI's taxonomy places the organism in Eukaryota, Viridiplantae, Streptophyta, Magnoliopsida, Malpighiales, Euphorbiaceae. Bases 85 to 1272 code for a protein of 395 amino acids. The record is from RefSeq and is a predicted model, not a curated record. Gene Ontology annotation, cellular component: Golgi apparatus. The transcript is spliced from 6 exons.
CAGUUUUUAUUAAGAAAAGAAUAAAAUCAUGAAACUCUUUGCCCUCGUUCGAUUUUCUUCCACCUUUCUCUCCCUCGCACUCUUAUGGCAACAAUUUCCAAACCCAUAAGGCUGAAGCCAAAGCCCAGGUCCCCAUUCUACACUCUUUUGAUCUGCAUAUCUGCAAUUACAUUGUUGUUUCUGUUUUCCACAGAUGGGUUUUCUUUCUCCUCCAAAAAGAACUCAUUGAGAUAUAGGAAACCCCCGAGGCUGCAUUCUCUCCAUGACAAGUACUUGUACUGGGGCAGCAAAAUUGACUGCCCUGGCAAGCACUGUGAGUCCUGUGAGGGUUUGGGUCACCAGGAAUCCAGCCUCAGGUGUGCCCUUGAAGAAGCAAUGUUUUUGAAUAGGACUUUUGUGAUGCCUUCCACUAUGUGUAUAAAUCCAAUACACAAUAAGAAGGGGAUCCUUCAUCAUUCUAACAAUGCAAGUUCUGAGGAAAUAUGGGCUGCAAGCUUUUGUUACAUGGACUCUUUGUAUGAUAUUGACCUCAUAUCUGAAACUAUACCUGUAAUUUUGGACAAUUCAAAAGUUUGGCAUCAUGUAUUGUCAACAAGUAUGAAAUUGGGAGAUAGAGGAGUUGCCCAUGUUGAAGGAGUUAGUCGGGUUGAUCUCAAAGAGAAAAGUCACUACUCAAAUAUCUUGCUCAUUAAUAGGACAGCAAGCCCUCUUUCAUGGUUCAUGGAGUGCAAGGACCGAAACAACCGCAGUGCUAUAUUAUUGUCAUAUUCAUUUCUUCCUUCAAUGGCAUCAGAGAAAUUAAGAGACGCAGCAGAGAAGAUUAAGGCACAUCUCGGUGAUUAUGAUGCUAUUCAUGUUCGUCGCGGUGAUAAAAUAAAAACUAGAAAGGAUAGGUUUGGUGUUGCGCGGAGCCUACAUCCUCACCUGGACAGGGAUACUCGCCCAGAGUUUAUACUUCAUAGGAUUGAAAAGUGGGUCCCACCUGGACGAACUCUUUUUAUUGCUUCAAAUGAGAAGAAACCGGAAUUUUUUUCACUUCUCUCUGCCCGAUAUAAAUUGGCAUAUUCAUCCAAUUAUAGCAGGAUCUUGGAUCCCUUGAUUAAGAACAAUUACCAAUUAUUCAUGGUUGAGAGGCUUAUACUGAUGGGUGCCACAACAUUCAUUAAAACAUUCAAGGAAGAUGAUAUGGAUCUCAGCCUUACUGAUGACCCUAAGAAGAACACGAAGAACUGGCAAAUACCAGUUUAUACAAUGGAUGAAUGGAGAAGAUGAUCACAGUAUAGUCCAUCACUCUUUCUUUCCUCCAUGUUAGACCAUUAUUCCUCUCAAUGAAUGCUAUACUAUACUAGCCUGUCUGGUCAUUCUCCGAUUUCAUGGUAACGUGUGCAUUUGAGUUGCAUAUCAGAAUCUUUGUAGCGUCGACAGAUCGCGUAUCAUGAGAUGUACAAAGAGAGGCUUGCUGGUUGUGCCAAUGUAAAUUUCUAUGUGAAAUGAAACCCAGGUCUUACCUGUUUUUGUUUUCAAGUAAAUUGGUUAUUAUUACUACAGAGAAGUUUUCUGGAGAAAGAGGCACUUCUUGAUCUCAAUGUAAUAGCUGCUGGUGAAUGAAUAUGAAUGGAAACUAUCAUUUUGAAUC